This is a messenger RNA of Fopius arisanus, 853 nucleotides long. RefSeq lists its product as uncharacterized. The transcript is spliced from 4 exons. Lineage: Eukaryota; Metazoa; Arthropoda; Insecta; Hymenoptera; Braconidae. Bases 20 to 325 code for a protein of 101 amino acids. The record is from RefSeq and is a predicted model, not a curated record.
GCACUUCGAUCGCUUCUUGAUGUCCCUCUGUCAGGACCAGGGGCUGGAUAUUCUAGCUGCAUUGUCGAUGUUGAAUCGUCUCAGCAACACUGAUUUGGGAGAAAUAUUGAACGAUGAUGGAAGAUUCGAGGAAGUUGUCAAUGACAUAAAACAGUUGAAACAAUUGGAAUCUGAAAAGAAAGUUCUGAUCGCUGGAAAUCUUUCUCUGGCCGAAGUCAAUCUAGCAAAGCAACUCCAACUCGAGGAGAAUAAAAGAGCAUUACAUGAACUGUCUGAGAAAGGCUGUGAGCUGCUGCGGAAAUUGAAGAAGAAUCAAAAUAGCUGAGAAGUUCUUAUUCCGAGAUACAGAAGUCGAUGAAUUCCUGGAUCAAUUCUGGACCCGAAGAAAGAUAAUGCAUUUACGAAAGGUGAAGGUAGACAAAAUGCGAGAGAUUAAGAGGAAACCGAAAUCGUCAACAGGAGCUUAUCCAGCAGUGAACACCUUUCACCGCCCAAGUUUUCUUAAAGCUAUUUCCAUAAUGUGGAUCAAAAUAAUUCCGACGAUAGCCCUCAUCUCAGACAACAAGACAAAAGACAAAAAUCGUUGGAAAUUGCGACGAUUUUUCCGCAGAGAUGAUAGAGUGGAGAAUAUCCCAGUCGAGUGCAAUAUCAUACACUGGUGACCUGUUGAAUCCACCAGAGAAAAGAAGCCGUCUAAUCUACUCUUUGGAAACAAGAAAUCAAAAACAAUUCGAGGCAGAACUAAUUCUGACGACAGUGGUUCUGAUAACGAAUGAUUUAUUCUCAUUCGAUCGAAUUUUCCUAGUUAUUCUCAUACCUUUUUGUAUUAUUAUUAUUUUUUUUACGUCACACA